This is a messenger RNA of Zootermopsis nevadensis, 1943 nucleotides long. RefSeq names its product UDP-glucosyltransferase 2-like. The record is from RefSeq and is a predicted model, not a curated record. NCBI's taxonomy places the organism in Eukaryota, Metazoa, Arthropoda, Insecta, Blattodea, Termopsidae. Gene Ontology annotation, molecular function: UDP-glycosyltransferase activity.
CUAGCCUCGAGGUGUCGGUAGUGUUCUCAAGGUUAAGGAACGCGGUGUGAAGAGGAAGCCGUCGUAAUCUACGAGUAAGUAGAAGUCAUAAAGUUGGUGGGCACAAGAGUGUCUGUGGGUCUUGCCGCCAGGAGAAUAUGGAAAUGGCAGGGUGGUGGUACAGAUUGGCGGCAUUAGUUGUUGCGUUAAUUUCAACCACACACAGCGCUCAGAUUUUGGGAAUAAUUGCGACUCCAGCAAUAAGCCACAACAAGGUCUUCGCAGCCCUGACUGACGAGCUUGCCCGUCGAGGGCAUCGGGUGACAGUCAUCAGUCCUUUCCCAAAGAAGCCCAUUCCUAACUUAAAAAACAUUGAAGUGGAAAUGGUUUUGAAAGAUCACAAUAUACCAAAUUUCUAUGAUAUAAAAAACAUGGGCACAAUUGGAUUAUCAAUAUUUGUGUGGAACGUGGGUCUUUCAUGCUGUGCCUCAGUUCUCCAACAUCCAGAAGUUCAGGCUCUGAUACAUUCCAAAGAUCACCACUUCGAUGCCAUCAUGGUGGAAGCAUUUAUGAACGAGUGCUUUCUAGGGUUCGCGCAUAAAUUCAAAGCUCCUAUAAUUCAGAUAUGCCCAUUUGGAGGAACAGCUUAUAUGGGAGAUUGGGUCGGAAAUCCUAAUCCCUUUUCAUAUAUUCCCGACCCCGUUCUUCACUUCAGCCAUCAUAUGACAUUUUGGGAGCGUUUGGUAAAUACAGUAAACGGCGACUAUUUAAGGAUUGGGCAAGAGUUUUAUAAUAUACCCAGGCAGGAUUCAAUUAUGAGAAAGUUUUUUAAUGAAACGGAACCGAUACCCCCAUUGUCUGAGCUUGUUCGUAACACUUCGUUACUUCUCGUCAACAAUCACUUCAGCCUGAAUUAUCCGAGGCCACUAAUGCCCAACUUGAUUGAAGUUGGCGGUAUGCACGUGCAGCCACCGAAAGAACUACCUCAGGACCUACAAAAGUACUUGGAUGAAUCUCCACAAGGAGUGAUCUACUUCAGUAUGGGUUCUGUCCUGCAAGGGUCCCUCAUGCCUGAAACUGCCAGAAACGCUUUCCUCGAAGCCUUCUCUAAACUAAAGCAACGAGUGUUGUGGAAGUGGGAGAUAGAAUCGUUACCAGGACAACCAAGCAACGUGAAACUGGGGAAGUGGCUGCCUCAGUCAGAUAUUCUGGCUCACCCAAACGUCAAGCUCUUCAUCACACACGGAGGGUUGCUGAGCAAACAGGAGGCCCUGACUCGUGGAGUGCCUUUGCUGGGAAUCCCAAUAUAUGGAGAUCAGCACUUGAAUAUGCGAAAAGCCGUGAAUUCUGGAUACGGAAUUCUACUGGAGUUUGAAAACAUCACGACGGAUUCUGUUCUUUGGGCGAUAGAGUCGGCACUUCAACCCAGGUUCCGCGAGAACGCCCAACGCGUGUCCAGAAUCUUCCGGGACCAACCGCUCACACCGCUGGAGCAAGCCGUGUUCUGGACGGAGUACGUGAUCAGGCACAAGGGAGCGCCUCACAUGCGUUCAGCUGCACUCGACCUCGCCUGGUACCAGUACUUCCUGCUAGAUGUCAUCGCUGCUUUAGCAUUUUCUGUCGGUUUCGUUUCUUUCAUAUUGUUUCUGAUUUGCAGGGCAAUUUUUAAGAAAGUGUGCAGUAGCACAUCACCGAAGAAGAGUAUUACUAAACAGAAGAAACAUUAACGAGUGUGAUAAUCAGGAAAAUGCGUUUUGUUUGAGAGACCACUUCUUUAUAACUUGGUAUUCGUUUUUCUGUCUUGCUCUUCUAUGCAGGGAGUUUUUAUUUCCAAUGACCUUCAUGUCUACACCAUCUACCACAAACAUAAAACAUAGGUUGGCUUAUCCAAGAACCUUGGCACAUGUCCGAAGUCUCUACUGAAUCAUUCCGUAUUAAAGCAAACAGUGCUCUACCCAAAAUCA